Molecule: messenger RNA, 3212 nt
Organism: Macrobrachium nipponense
Lineage: Eukaryota; Metazoa; Arthropoda; Malacostraca; Decapoda; Palaemonidae
Exons: 2
Coding region: 417-1451 (344 amino acids)
Source: RefSeq, a predicted model, not a curated record
ACCGUGCCUCCCAAUGCAAGCAGUUGCGCAAUCUUAGUCAACCUUUCGUUGGUGUUCCUCUCAGUGUCCACAGUUACUGUUUGUAUUUUCCACCUCCAAUCUCAGGUCGAAGGUGGCAAGACAGCUUACCUCAACGCACAGGUGUAUCUAAAGCAGCAAGGUAUAAUCGUGUUGUUGGCAACUCACCGUAUUGCCUAUGACGUAACCUUAACAAGUAAACCUUACCAAGUAGAAAUACACGUACGUUUCGUAUUCGUACGCGUUCACAAAACGUUUUGCAGGGUGGAUGGCGAUGCAACUUCGAUGUUGACCGUCCUGUCACAUGUUUGGUAGUUCUCAAGCUAAAACCAUUACGUUGACGAGUGUGCUCAGUGUAUUAGUGAGUUGGUGUCAUUUCCGUUCAAGGACGUUCCGAGAUGAAUAAUAGCAACACACACGCCAAGCGCAUAUUAUGCAAUAUGAAUAAUACUGUAACGCCUCGAGUCAAGAAUAACCGGGAACUCGUUGAUGAGUUUUUGGAUAAAUUUCGAGCAACGCUCACGCAUGAGGUAACGCCCGAUUCAUAUACGCUUCAUCUGAUCCAUGGUGGCAGUGCUUAUGAGAGUCUGGCGGUGGAUUACAAUGCAGAUUUUGAUAUCACGGUGUCACUCGGGAGAGACUUCGUCUCGGAGAAUUUCGACGUUGAACGUGACGAGAGUGGAUAUUUCAUUCUGGAAGCAAAGAAACAUAUGAGGCACUUGGAUUGUGAUAAUUUGCUAGACUCAUCAAAAUUACGGAGUGACCUAUUUGAUGCCAUAAGAUACCACGUUGAUAUGGUGGAGAUACCUGAUACCACUAUCACGCACAAAGAUGGUUUGUGUGCUUUAGCCGUCGAGUUGCAAGAAAACAUUGACCCCAAACGAAGAGUCUCCAUAGAUCUGGUUCCCCAAAUUCCCUUUCGCACCUGGGGUCAGUGUCCAGAUCUCUUACCCCUAGAAAAUAUGCCCAAAUGUCUCAGACAAUACAUUGACACAAUAAAUAAGAACAAAUCUCCGUGCAUGUUCUUUUCUCUCGGGAUUCCAAAGGCUUUCAGGUUCCCUAACUCUGACCAACUGUUCAACAUUUCGUUUUCCCUGCUAGAGAAGAAUUUCAUCCACAAUGAGACAGACAUCCGUGACAUGGUUCGCCUGGUGAAGUACAUUGCCAAGAGGCGCGAUUGGAAGGACCGGCACCACUUCAAGUCCUUCUAUGCCAAGAGAGUCGCCUUGAAGUAUUACGAGGAGCUCAAGGGAAAGGAACCUUGGGAUGGUUGUCUCCUUCUGUUGGAAGGCUUGGAAAAGGAAGUGGGAAAUGGCGUCAUCGAUGGAUACUUCGUCGGAAAUCAACCCCUCAGGGAAUGGGACGACGACGAGGUAAAAGAUUUCAUCAGGGAAAUUAGGAUUGUCAGAAAUAUGAACAUCUGGGAUAUCUAGAGAGAACUGUAUCCAACUCAACGUCUUCCACAGUUGUUACCAGAGGCCACAAAUUACCCUAAAUGGAAACCGAGGAAAGCCCUCUACUGAUUCUGACGUCGAAGAGCCAUGGAAUAUCAACUGCAACUGCCAUCCCAAAUUUCUGGAUGAGGCUUCUACACGAUCAGUCAACUGACCUCAUCCCCUCGGAUGAUCAAUGAUAUUUUAUAGGUAGUGCUUUACAAAUUACGGGCCGAUAGUAUUUCUUUUAGAAUAAGGGAAAAUAUCUUAUGUUGCUUUGCUUCAUAUACAGGCAACACUGUGAGGUAACAUAGGCAAAAAUUUUGCACAGUUUCGGCUGAAUGACCUCUAGGCCCCAGUGCUUGGCCUUUGGCCUAGCAUAAAUCUUAUAUUGUAUACCAUUUCAUUUUCUGGAUCUCUCUAGCUUGCAGCCCAAUCACUUCAAAUUCUCGUCAUAGGAGCCGAAUGGCCAAAAGUGUCCCAGUGCUUGUUUGGUUUGACAGCUUAAAUUUACAUCAGGUGAGGAGUAAUAAAUAACCUCAUUAUGGUUCCAUGACGGGAAUUUGGAACAAAUUGAUACUCGGAAGACAUCAUGACUUUUUUGGGUUUGGGAAUUAUAUAUUAGUUAGUAAGAUUUAUACAAUUAUGUUUGGUAUGAAUUUAAUUUCACUUUCAUAACUUCUUUAUACAAUUAUGUUUGGUAUGAAUUUUAUUUCACUUUCAUAACUUCAAGUUUGUAUGUUAGUGCUUAUUCCUGAAAUAAUUUUUGAAACCCUGAUUGUGUUUUUUCUCUCUCUUAAAACUUCCUGUCAUACUUUAUAGUUAACCUGUUGUUUUAUGCUACUUAUGUAUGGAAGCACUUGACUUAGCAACGAGAAUUCUUGGUGCUCCUACCCUGGCAACAAAAAGGUUUGGCUGCUUAUGACUUAGAAACGAGUUCUUCCUUGUGUCUUCCUAAUCAUUAAGAAUUAUUUCCUGCAUCUGCCUUAUAGCAACAAGAAUUCUCGGCCGUGUCUUCCUUAACAACAAGAAUUCUUGGCUGUGUCUGCCUUAACAACAAGAUUUCUUGGUUGUGUCUGCUUUAGCAACAAGAAUUCAUUUGUAACAAAAGUUCUGAAGACUAAUGAACGGGAAUUUUGUAAUUCAAAUUACUGUUGAGUGUUUGCACGAAAGGCUGAAGUGUAUUGGAAGAUCCAUAGUAAUAAGGCUGGUUGAGGUGAAUUUUCUAUUGGUUAGAACAAUAAUGGUUUACUGUUCCUCUUCUACACCUUUCUCGUCCUUAGGACCCAUCCUGAUGAAGACCAUGUACUCCUCCUCAGCCUCGAUUCAUUUAUUAAAAAGAAAAAAAAUUGCUUCCGGCUUAUCGCUUGACCAUUCACGUCAAACAUUUUCAGAGAAAAUAUUUGAAUUUUUGUGUUAUGCUUCUUUUUCAUCUUCAAAUGAGAUAUGUGACCCAUUUAAUAAUUGUACACAUAGAACUCAUUUAAGUUACUACAUUCAUUGAGUGAGGAUACUUAAAUAUCACAAGUGUUUGUCACCAAGCGUUGCAGAGGACUUUGCUAGUGGCGUUAUUUGAUUUGAGCUCUCCAACUCUCCUUCAUUAUUAUAUAUACCUUUAGUACAUAUUUGCCAGCAUCAGAAUAUGCUUGACCCGGUAGUACAUUUAUACAUAAUUGCAAUCGUACUUCCAGGGGAUGAUAACAGAAGUUCCUUUCACUUGCUUUCUAGAUCGCCUAUGUAAAACAGCAUGUUUUGUGUAUU